AUGGGUUGCUGUUCUUCUUCAUAUUCAUCCAUUAAAAAAUUUGACGGAAACGAUAUAACGGAGGAUAUUUGGUUUGAAAUCUUUCUUCAUCUUUAUCAUUAUGAAAUCUUCAAAUUCAGGUGCGUUUCAAAGUUAUGGUUUUCAAUACUCUCAAACCCUAAUUUCAUGAACAAGUGGUAUAAACACAACAAUGUAUCACUCCCAUGGGUAUUGGUUAGUUAUGCUGAUAAAUUGGAUAACAAAUUGAGAAGAUUUUUAGCGAUUGCAUAUAGUGAUCCACAAUUUAUAUCUAGAGAUCGAACUGAUUUUUUGUUUCACUUUGGAAGUCAACAUUCCUCAUAUUGGAAUGACCAGUUAUUCAUCAUAGGUUCAAGCUGUGGUUUAGUUCUGUGGACAAAAAACAUUUAUAACAAGAUUACUUAUUAUGUUUGUGAACCAAUCACAAAACAAUGGAUAUCACUUCCUCCGCCACCACAAAGAGAAAAUAAUUGCUCAGUGACUGGUAUCAUAUGUGAUGAAUGUUUUUCAUCUUCACCACAUUCUAGGAGUUAUAAGGUCAUCCGUAUACCAAAGUUUGCAGCAGCAAAAGAAUUUAAAGUUGAAGUGUUUUGUUCUGAAUUGGGUGAAUGGAAUAUGUAUGAUGUUUCAUGUCCUGAAUAUGUUACUUGGGAUAACUCCCUUUAUGGCAAUCACUUCACCCAUAAUGGUGUUCUCUACUGGUUUCAACAGCGAAACCGCAAUAUUUUAGCUGUGUGUGUUAAUGGGAACACCAACCAUGGAACCCAUGGCAAUGACUGCAUGUUAAUUAAUAUGCCUGACAGAGCAGUGGAUGGUGAUAUCAACUAUUUCAGUGAAUGUCUUGUGCAGUCGGAAGGAUUGAUCUGUUUCGCUAGGUUCAAGGUAACGGAGAGGAGUUUGAGUGUCUGGGUGCUUGAUGGAGGCUGGUAUAUGUUGCACAAGGAUAUUAGAAUUCAAGAUCGGUUAGAAGGAGAAAAUGGGUUUAAUUUGAUUACAGAAAUUGAGGUUGUAGGUAUGAGUCCAGUUGACAAAAAUGUGGUUAUACUUGGUUCCGAGAAGUACAUUUGGGCAUAUAACACUAAGACCAGGGUAUAUGAACAAGAAUGUCAUCCUGGUAAGAGUAAGAAGACUACCUUAGCAACUUCUAUAAAACAAAUGCGACAAUACUUCCGCGACCUUAUUGGAGUGAACUACUAUCUUAUGGAUAUUGAAAUAUGA
Papaver somniferum (opium poppy) is the source of this 1236-nucleotide messenger RNA. RefSeq names its product F-box protein At3g26010-like. Gene Ontology annotation, molecular function: protein binding. Bases 1 to 1236 code for a protein of 411 amino acids. The transcript has a single exon. Lineage: Eukaryota; Viridiplantae; Streptophyta; Magnoliopsida; Ranunculales; Papaveraceae. The record is from RefSeq and is a predicted model, not a curated record.